Hyaloperonospora brassicae is the source of this 702-nucleotide messenger RNA. The record is from the annotation of a GenBank genome assembly. Lineage: Eukaryota; Oomycota; Peronosporomycetes; Peronosporales; Peronosporaceae.
AUGUGCGGCGAUGGGCUCUGUUACGAACGCUUUACGGGCAGCGCGCUCUUUGUGUUCAAUGGCGUGGACCUCAUCUGCGGUAUCGCGCUCACCGUCUACAGUCUGUUCAUCGGCCUGAACCAUUACGCGCCAGAGUGGCUCUAUGUGCCUCUUUUAGCCGUCGGCGCUUUGCUGGUCCUGACGACGUGCAUGAGCUGGUGUGGCGCGUCGUCCAGUCGGAGCUGCGCCAUGUGUCUCCCGUGCUCGUCGUAUCUGUUGAUUCUGUUGGCUGUGGCGGAACUGGCACUUGGCGUAGUGAUUUUCACCCAAGGAUCGACGAUUGACCGAUUCCUGCGUCAACAUCAGCAAGAGCUUCAGAUCACGUGCGUGGAAUGGUUCAGUGACGUUCAGAGAGUUGCGAUGAACAGCUGCUACCGGCUCGAAAAGAACAAGUUCAUUCCUGCUUAUGGCAUGCUGGCACUCUUUGUCAUGGAAGUGCUGCGGUUUUGCUGCAGUAGUGAAUUGUAUCGGGCACGACGGUACCGGAAAUACCAGUACCGACAACUCAACACGUUGCGGGGUCUGGACGAUGAGCUGCUGGCAGCCAGGAACGAAGAGGCCAUUCUGAGCAAAUUUGCAUUGCUCAAGGACAAGUACAGGAAAAAGUAUGUCGCUCCCCAAGAUGUAUCUGCGACAACGGACAAUGCUACAGUCGAAGUGUGA